GUUUGUAUAGGAAGAAUAGUGUCAUGGAUAAUGCCCUCGUACCAGAUCAGGCCACCGAUUGAUCCUUCACUCUUAAGCCAGGAUCCUACACAGGUGAUACAAAACUAUAGGGAAACUCAGCCGAGGUUACUUUCGCAAAGAGUUCUGGGAUUGUUACUAAGGACAGAGAAAAAGAUUGGCCAAUAGCUGACCGGCGUGACCCCAGUAACAAUCCCAGAAACAAUCGCGGGUCAAAUAAAAUUCCAAUAAAAUUCCUUUCUCGUUUCUAAAAAGGCGAAUAACACAACUGAAAACUGCUCUCUUUUCCUGAGUCAAAGGAAAGGGACUUUCGUAUGCAUUUUAUCCGCGUUUCCGAAAAAAAUUUCCACGACUUUCGAACAAUGCCCAAAAUAUUCAGGUGAUUUCUGGAGGUUGCCGAAUGACGCAGUGUCCAUUCCCUCAAGUCGAUCGCGACACUCGACAUUUCGUACCACUGACUGGAAUAUUUUGGGUGGAGAUUGAAUACAAGUUUUUCAGCUUAAUGGUUUAUGACAAGUCGUUCGGAAUUGUGAGUCAUGAAUUGAUGUUUUCCAUCCUUCGUGAUUGUACAAUGAACUAGUAUUGUUGGUGGCCGGCGGUUCUUCGAGGGUCAUUAUAUCCUGUUCAACUAAUUAGCCAUAUGAUUAUACCCCCGAUGGGGGAGGGCGGGGGAGCUACUCAACAACGUUUUAUGUGGUUAUGUACCACCUCGAGACUCCUUACACAUUUAUCGUUGAAGGAGCUCGUCGUGUUUGUUUAGGGUUGGAUCCUCCCCAUAAAAAUUUCAAUGUCACUCAAUUCCUUGUACGAUCCAUUUAGUAACCAAACGUUUUACAGAAAGUCGAAUUUCCUUGAGUAACGGGCGUCCCUCGCGCCUUCUACUCUCUCGCGCUUUACUUGUGGCAAGUCUGGGACUUCAAUAACACAAUGCACCUUGUUUAUUACUAUUGUUUUAGGUUGAAAAGUAUGCCAAUGAUAGCCUAAACUGGCAUGAGGGAAUGAAAGUUAGAUGAGUGGGAGCUAUAUUAGACGCAAUGAAUGAAAUCCAGGGGAACUUGUCAAGGCUUACAACAUCUUAUCUACUUGUCCAUGGUGAUGGAGAUCAAUUAGUGAAGAUUGACGGUUCACAUUACUUACAUGAGAAUUCUCCCAGUAACGACAAGACAUUUAAGGUACACGAAUGAGCUGCUUUGCUAACAGCACUGAGCGAACUAAUAGCCUCUCUAUGGGUAUUUCCGACGAAUAGUUCGGGCGCUUGACGGUAUAUCAUGAUGCUUAUGUGGUGUUAUUGCCCUGCCCGUAGCCUGUGUGGAAGCUCUCCGGGGCGCUCUGGCGGCGAGGCGGGAAAAGGAAGGAGAGCUUGCAAAUACGUCCCUGGAAUUUGAAUAUCUGCAUCGAAAAAGUCGAUGCGAAAUGCUGAUUGGCGGAGAUGGCAUUAGUAGCGUCAUUACCCUUGGCACGUGUUUUUCAAUGUUUGUUUAUAUUCGCACUCGUUUCCGCAUCACGCUCAUUGGCGGAAACGUGACAGCUCAGUCGACGGAGAGCCAGGGGAAUAUUGGAGGUGGAAUUCAAAUUCCAGAGACGUAGUUGCAAGCUCUCCUACCUUUUCCUGCCCUGCCGCCAGAGCGCCCCGGAGACCUUACUCGCAGGCUACCCUGCCCGGGGUAGGAGUUUCGGCCGCUUUUUUUUCCAAGCGUAAUCAUUGUGAACUUAUCCCAACAACAGUCGUGAUUUGAGUUAACCCCCACGAGUGACCAAUAUCAAUUUUCUCCAUACAAUUUCAACACAUUUUUAAGAGAAAAGGUUCAUAGAAUUUAUAAAAAUAAUAAUCACCAAAGAGGAAAUGCUUUUAUUCAUCAUCAAAUUCUCGUCUCCAAGCGGGAGUCUAAAGAAUAAUAUAGAGUUUUCCCACUUUGGCCCAUUUUCCGUCGCUUUGUCAUUUUUAACUCAUUAUUAACACAACUGCUUGUAAAACUUGCUUUGCAGGUGUACAAGAAUGGCCGCCAUGAACUGUUGAAUGAGGUGGAAGAAACUGCGAGCGUGGUUUACAAGGACAUUCUAGACUGGAUCCAGCAAAAACUAUCUUGAAGUGUUUAAGGCCGAGUUUUACACGAAUCCAGACUAAUUUUUAAAACUGCAUGACUUUCUAUCUGGAUUCGUAUAGACAGGGCCUUAAACCACCCCGGAGAGCCGUUUCAAAAAGAUAGUAGGCUGAUUUAGCAAUGGAACGGGAACGUCAGUUGACGACGACGCGCGCAA
This is a messenger RNA of Porites lobata, 2277 nucleotides long. NCBI's taxonomy places the organism in Eukaryota, Metazoa, Cnidaria, Anthozoa, Scleractinia, Poritidae. The record is from the annotation of a GenBank genome assembly.